GUUUCAGAUGAGACAUCUCUUUGUAUUAUUGCCAGCUCUUCUGGCAAUUACUAAUGCUCAAGAUCAUUCAAUUGACAUUCGAGCACUUGUACGAGAUACAAUUGAUGCAAUCAAAGAAGUUCCAGAGAUGAUGAAGAAUCAGAAUCAAACAUCCACAAGUUCUACGCCAGACGUAUCCACUCCUCAACCAGAGAAAGUUGUCAAGGCUCGCGAAGAUGUUUAUGAUUCCCUUUUGAAACUUCCUUCUGAUAUUAUGUCUCAACUUGCAAGAGAUGCAGGAUUUGUUAGCGAGAAAGAUCAGAAGAUUCAGAAAAACGCUGAAGUAUCAGAGAAAAAGAAAGAAGAGACCGAAAGAGUUGAAAAGAAGAAAGAAGAUGACGAGUCGUUCAGCUUCAAGACGGUAGAUGACGUUAAAAAAGAAGAAAGAAAAGAAGAAAUUGAACGUCCAUCUGUUGCAGCAAAAGCUGAUGAUAAUGAGGAUAUCUUCUCCAUCUCAAGACUUAUAUCAGCUACUGGAAAUGCAAUCAGAGAAGCACAGGCUGCUCAAGCUGCUCAGAAGCCGCAACAGACUCCACAACAGGAACCAAUGAUCACCUUGCCACCUCUUGUUCCAUUGCCACCAGUACCACUUCAAAUGCCCGCUCUUCACAUACCAACAACUGCCGCUCAACCAGUCACUGAAAUCAUGUAUCGUCCGGUAACCAGAGACGGAAAGACUGUCUACGAACAGGUUGUUGUUUUGAAAGAAGCGAACGGAUCAGUCAAAAUUCUUCCAAACACCUUGCUUCAACAGUUACCUGAAGUUUCGACAAAGAGAGUAGAGAUUAAACAAGUGAAAUCCCGGUCUGAGGCUACUGAAUUCUUGGCCCCAACAUUCCCUCCAAUGAUCAACUUGUUCACUGAUCCAACAACCACUACCACUCCAACCACUACCGAAGAACCAGAAGUCACGACAAUUGAAGAAGUUGAGCAAGAGACAAUUAAACCAAAACGCAAGUCCCUUCCAAGACGAAAGAUUCAUUAUCUUGAAAAAAAGGGAAAAGACAUGCAUUCUCGUCAAUUUGGAGCAAAAACUGUUCAGAUGAGUGAUCCAAUCGAUAUUCAAGCACAGGAGGAACAGGAACCAGUCAAUAUUCUUCAAAAAGAGGGAAGCAUUCGUGUGUACAGCAUCAAUCGUAAAAGAAAGAUUCGCAAACCACGUGUCGUCAAAGUUGAAGAAAAUGAAAAGGUUGAAGAGAAACCAGUUGAGGAGGAAGAAGAAGCAACGACUGAACCACCAAAGAAGAAGAGAAAGAUGAGAAAGAGUCACAAAACAUCAAAGAAAGAAAAGAAAGAGAUCCGCAAGUUCCCAGAUCUUUAUGACGAGCAAUGGAAGACCCAAGUGGCUCCAAGUGUUUCCCCACCAUCCGAAGAGUUUGCUGAGCAAUUCGAUGGAGUUGAUGAGGUUCAAGAGAGCCCAAAAAGACAGGAAACAACCCAACAAGAAGUUCAAAAUGAUACUCCAAUGAAUGAUGCUAUCGAACAGAGAAGCAGCAAGGUUCAGAUGUUGACAAAAGAGCAGGAAGAAGAACUUUUGAAUAAGGAGGUUAGAAAGAGAGUUAUGAAGAGAAUUCGUCUCUCAAAAAUGAAGACUACAACCACAACAACUACUACUGAAGCUCCAACAACUACACCAGAAGAAGAAGAGGAAGAAGUUGUGACAGCUGCCGUGGAACAGGAAGAGGAAGAUGAUGUUAUUGAAGCAGAAGAGUUAGUUGAAGAUGAAGAAGAAGAUGUAACAACCACCACCACCACUGAAGCUCCAGUUACACGUGCUCAACGUGUCAAGAAAAACAAAAAGAGAGCUGUUGUGACAAAGCAUCAAUGCUUGAACCUUCGUAGCUUCGCACGUCAAUUCUUGUUUGAUACCGUUGAAGAGUUCGCAAAAGAGCACUGUUACUUUAUUGAGAACUAUUAUCCAGCACUAACAUGUGCUCGUUCUCAUGCUUAUGUUGCCAAGUGCCAAAAGUGGUUGAAAGAGGAGUAAUUAAUUAAUACCUUUAUAUUAAUUUUUAUUUUGAUUUCGAUCCAGAUCUACGUGUAUUUGUUUGUAAUAUUUUCUCCAUCUUUCUGCCCUUGACUUUUGUGCAAUUUUCUCAAAAACUUUCUCAUGUUAAUAAGUGUGCAAUAUGUGCAAUAAUUCAUGGUUAAUAAAUGGUUAUUC
Molecule: messenger RNA, 2203 nt
Organism: Caenorhabditis elegans
Lineage: Eukaryota; Metazoa; Nematoda; Chromadorea; Rhabditida; Rhabditidae
Gene: F33D4.6
Product: aECM cysteine-cradle domain-containing protein
Exons: 9
Coding region: 8-2026 (672 amino acids)
Source: RefSeq, marked reviewed